Molecule: messenger RNA, 1089 nt
Organism: Acanthosepion pharaonis
Lineage: Eukaryota; Metazoa; Mollusca; Cephalopoda; Sepiida; Sepiidae
Source: the annotation of a GenBank genome assembly
AUGUUACUCUGUUCAGGAUCUGUUCAUGCUUCGGAGUCGAGAGUCUCGUUUGGGUUCCUCUCUGCCUGUUGGUCCUGGCUGGUUCUUCUUUUUUUUAUCGGUGUUUCUCUUCAUCCCUUUUUUAACGUUUUAUCUUCCAUAUUCUUUUUCCUUCGUUUUUCUCUUCCUGUUUAUUUUUCUUUCCUUUUUCUCUUCCAUUUUCUUUUUCCUACAUUUUUCUAUCCCUGUUUCUUUUUCCUUCCUUUUUCUCUUCCAUUUUCUUUUUCCUACGUUUUUCUAUCCCUGUUUCUUUUUCCUUCCUUUUUCUCUUCCAUUUUCUUUUUCCUACGUUUUUCUAUCCCUGUUUCUUUUUCCUUCCUUUUUCUCUUCCAUUUUCUUUUUCCUACGUUUUUCUAUCCCUGUUUCUUUUUCCUUCCUUUUUCUCUUCAUGUUUCCUUUUUCCUCCGUUUUUCUCGUCUUGUUUCUUUUUCCUUCCUUUUUCUAUUCAUGUUUCCUUUUUCCUCCGUUUUUCUCGUCUUGUUUCUUUUUCCUUCCUUUUUCUAUUCAUGUUUCCUUUUUCCUCCGUUUUUCUCUUCCAUAUUCUUUUUCCGUCGUUUUUCUAUUCCUGUUUCUUUUUCCUUCGUUUUUCUCUUGUUUCUUUUUCCUUCGUUUUUCUAUUCCUGUUUAUUUUUCUUUCCUUUUUCUCUUCCAUUUUCUUUUUCCUACGUUUUUCUAUCCCUGUUUCUUUUUCCUUCCUUUUUCUCUUCCAUUUUCUUUUUUCUUCCUUUUUCUAUUCCUGUUUCUUUUUCCUCCGUUUUUCUCUUCAUGUUUCCUUUUUCCUCCGUUUUUCUCUUCCAUAUUCUUUUUCCGUCGUUUUUCUAUUCCAGAUUCUUUUUCCUUCCUUUUUCUCUUCCAUUUUCUUUUUCCUACGUUUUUCUAUCCCUGUUUCUUUUUCCUUCCUUUUUGCUUCUUUUUUCCCUUUUUCUCGUUAUGAUACUCUUCUUUCCGUUUUUCAUUUCCCGCUUCUUUUUCAUACGCUUUAGUCUCCAUGCUUCUUUUUUCCGUUUUUCUCUUCCGACAUCAUUUUUAUUCAUUUUUCAUACGGUUUAA